UACAGACAAAGGAGAUCGUUGCCAAGAAACCACUCAAGACUGAACUACAAAAAAUCUUUUAAAUCUUCGACGACUCGCAGACGAAAACCUUUACCAUCUUCCUGGACAAUAAACCUUCGAAAUUCGCCGUCAAGACAUGAAAAUUAUAAAUGUGUUCACUCUUAUUACUUACCACCUAGAAGAAAAGCCAAAUAUCAAGGCUCAACUCGUACACAAGAUUACAUGAAUCACGAAAUGAAAGUUUGUGAAGCUAAAAGUCAUGGUUCUGGUAAUAGUAAAAGAUACAUUGUUGAAAACCUUUCAAAACUAUCCCAUGCUAAAAAUGCUAAAACCUCGACUUAUUACAAAAUUUCUGGUCGAUCACAACUCAGCUCACAUUCGGAUGCGUCAGAAGUAGAUUAUAAAUCAUCGCCUGUCCUUCACGACCAAAUUAAGGAUCAAAAUUUUCAAGCAAUUUAUUCCGACAAAAAGUGGGAAGAGAAAUCACAUAACCCAGAAAUCAUGUCCAUUGUCAGUGGCAGUGAGUUUUCUGAAUUCUUACCCACUCCUCCACGGCCAAGCGACAGCCAAUCACAUAUCUCUACGGAUGGAUAUUCCCGUGGUAGUUACAAAUCAUUUAAAAACAAACUUGAAAGAAACGUUAAAGAAAACAGGGAGGUUGUUGUUGAAGACAGAAGUCAAUCAGAUCAAGAAAAACAUAAUGAAUCAUUUGAAGAAACUUUAGAGCGUUUACGAUAUGGUGAGACGCGUGAGAGGAAUGGAAACGAAAGCAGAAAAAACGUCGGUUCAUUUAAUAAAGAGACGAGCAGUUGGUCGUGGACUCAUAAUGACAGCGGUUUUAGAAAGAAACAUCAUGUGCCAAUAAAUGGUGUGCAAGUCCUACCACUAGAACCAGUUUUUAUUCAGUUUGAAAAUAGCGACGAGGAGAAAGAAAAUUGAAGUUGAAUGAUUUAUUAACAAGCUAUUUUAGACUUAUAAAUGGUUCACUUUAUAUGGUGAAUUUACUAUCUAUGUAAUAUCUUUCUAUUUAUUUUUCAUACAUUUGAAGGACAUUUAAA
Molecule: messenger RNA, 1058 nt
Organism: Xenia sp. Carnegie-2017
Lineage: Eukaryota; Metazoa; Cnidaria; Anthozoa; Malacalcyonacea; Xeniidae
Exons: 3
Coding region: 223-939 (238 amino acids)
Source: RefSeq, a predicted model, not a curated record